GAGAGGGACGAUGACCACCCCCGCUCUGCUGCCCCUGUCUGGGCGCAGGAUCCCCCCCCUGAACCUUGGGACCUCCUUCCCGCACCACAGGGCUACCUUGAGACUGUCCGAAAAAUUUAUCCUCCUCCUCAUUCUUAGUGCCUUCAUCACCCUCUGCUUCGGGGCGUUCUUCUUCCUCCCGGAUUCUUCCAAACACAAACGCUUUGAUCUGGGUUUGGAGGAUGUGUUAAUUCCUCACGUGGAUACCAGCAAGGGGGGCAAAAACCUUGGAGGCUACUUGAUCCAUGGACAAGGACGCGAUGAGCACAGGCACAGAGAAGAAGAGGAACGCCUGAGAAGUAAGAUCCGAGCAGACCAUGAAAAAGCUCUAGAGGAGGCAAAAGAGAAGCUGAAGAAAUCUCGCGAUGAGAUUCGAGCGGAGAUUCAAACAGAAAAGAACAAAGUAGCCCAAGAGAUGAAAAAGAAAGACAGCAAGCCACUCCCACCUGUACCAGUACCAAACCUCAUAGGGAUAAACAGUGCAGACCCAACUGAUAAGGACAUCCGAGAGAAGCGAGACAAAAUUAAAGAGAUGAUGAAGCAUGCCUGGGAUAAUUACAGGCAAUAUGGAUGGGGGCAUAACGAACUCAAACCCAUUGCCAGGAAAGGACAUUCCACCAACAUAUUUGGAAAUUCGCAAAUGGGUGCUACCAUAGUGGAUGCUUUGGAUACUCUCUAUAUCAUGGGGCUUCAUGAUGAAUUCAGAGAAGGACAAGACUGGAUUGACAAACACCUUGAUUUUAGUGUGAAUUCAGAAGUAUCUGUUUUUGAGGUCAAUAUCCGCUUCAUUGGUGGUUUACUAGCAGCAUAUUACCUGUCAGGACAGGAGGUGUUCAAGAUCAAAGCAGUGCAGCUGGCAGGAAAGCUUCUUCCGGCCUUUAACACACCCACAGGCAUUCCCUGGGCAAUGGUGAAUCUGAAAAGUGGUGUGGGUCGAAACUGGGGCUGGGCUUCUGCAGGCAGCAGUAUCCUGGCUGAAUUUGGUACUCUUCACAUGGAAUUUGUCCACCUCAGCUACCUGACUGGGGACCCUGUUUACUACAACAAGGUCAUGCACAUUCGGAAGUUACUUCAAAAAAUGGACCGUCCUAAUGGGCUUUAUCCAAAUUAUUUGAACCCAAGAACUGGGCGCUGGGGUCAACAUCACACAUCUGUGGGCGGGCUGGGAGACAGUUUUUAUGAAUACUUACUGAAAGCUUGGCUGAUGUCAGACAAAAUGGACACGGAAGCAAGGAAAAUGUAUGACGAUGCUGUUGAGGCCAUAGAAAGACAUCUUAUCAGAAAGUCUAACGGAGGGCUGACAUUCAUUGGGGAAUGGAAGAAUGGGCACCUUGAGAGAAAGAUGGGACAUCUCACCUGUUUUGCUGGGGGAAUGUUUGCACUUGGAGCAGAUGGUUCCAGAGAUGAUAAAGCUGGACAUUAUUUGCAACUUGGAGCUGAGAUUGCCCAUACAUGUCAUGAAUCAUAUGACAGAACAACAUUAAAGCUGGGUCCUGAAGCAUUCAAAUUUGAUGGUGGCCUAGAGGCAGUGGCAGUGCGGCAGAAUGAAAAAUAUUACAUUCUACGGCCUGAGGUGAUAGAGACCUAUUGGUAUAUGUGGAGAUUUACACAUGAUCCCAAGUACAGGCAGUGGGGAUGGGAAGCAGCACAGGCUAUUGAUAAGUACUGCCGAGUCAGUGGUGGAUUUUCAGGGGUCAAGGAUGUCUAUUCUUCAUCUCCUGCAUAUGACGAUGUACAACAGAGCUUUUUCCUUGCUGAAACUCUGAAGUAUUUGUAUCUGCUUUUCUCCAAUGAUGACCUCCUGCCUUUAGACAACUGGGUUUUUAACACAGAAGCUCAUCCCUUGCCUGUUUUACAUUUAGCCAACACCACACUUUCAGGAAACCCUGCUUACCGAUAAAAACAGGCCCAGGAAGAGGAGGAGAGACUGCACUCAGCUGUGUUUUGUUUACAUGGACCACUUGAGACAUUAGGCUGGAGAGGAGACAGACAUCUGGUUAAUCUAAGUUAAGACGCAGGGUGAGAAACAACCCCUGCCUUCAAAGCUCUUCAACCUGUAGAUAAGAAAACUCUGAAAUAAUUCCUUUUUAUACAUGACCAAAACAUGCUACUGGGGCAUUUGCAGGACAGAGACCUUGUGUGCUUUGAAUCUGAACGACAGAGUGGAGCCUGUUAUUAAUGAUAGAAUCCAGCAGCCAAAGGAACAACAGGCUUCCUGGCCAGAGGCUGGAGUUUGUUGCUGCUGGCCUUUGCAAGAAACUGCACACACAUCUCCUGCUCAGAUGGGGUGUAUUCCAGAGACAUUUGUUUUUUCUUUCUAUUUUGAAGAUGGCAUGAGCAAAGCAACAAUAAAAAAUCAGCGUCACUGCACCAGCAGCACCAGGAUUUGAAAUUUUUUCUGUACCUAUCUGAAUUUUCUAAUCUGCAUCAGUUUGCCCAGACUAGCAGCCAUUCCCAGUGCCUCUCAGACCUUUUCCUGCUUUUCAUUUACCCCUUCAUGACAAAGUCCAAAGACCCGUGAAGCACAAUCACACCCAGCAAACAGCUACCAAGCAUUUGUUUUUGUAAUGUAUUGGCAGCACUAUGCUAUUAGUUCACUGCACAAGGUAUAGGCACAGAACACGGAAGACACAGCUUAAUGUCCUGUUUCCCUUUAUCAUCAAUCAUGUCCUAUGGAAAGGCCACAUUCCCUUAUAUCAGUCCCUUCCACAAAGAUAACAACAAAAAUCACCCACCCUGGUUUAUAUGGCAGACUGCAUCAUGUUCACUGAGACAGUUCCUUUAGGUGAGAUGCAGUAAUUCAUAUUGUUGCAUUAUAUCUGACCAUACAAUCUGUGGUUUUCCUUUACUCUUGUGUUUAUACUUUGAACAGUGUUCAAAAUCCUGCUUUGUAAAUCUAAAGUCUUGCCUGGGGAUUUUUAGGUGUAUGGCAAGGGACCAAGUCUUCAGAUUUUGGUUGCAAAACAAGUUUUAUCUGGCCCGUGCAAAGCCAACAUGAGAUUCUUUGUGGAAACAUGGUUACGUGAGAUCAAUUACACACCAGUGGAAGAAGAAAUUCCUUUAUACCUUUGAUCUAGUUAUUAAAUAGUCAUGCCCUGACUGGACUAGACUUUGCAAGGUCUCUUCCAGUGCUACGUUCUAUGAUUUUGUCUGGACAAUACUAGCUGAAGCAACUCCCUGUUCUUAGUUUAGCUCCAACAGCUUUUCCCAUCUGUUUCCUCGUUGUGCUGUAAGGUAAGGGGAUCGUGCAUUUCUGUCUUCACUUAAAGCAUAGGGGUCCUGAAUCUUGUUUCCCAUCACUGAGAAUCUCUUCUCAUUUAUAGACUAGAAUAGAAUCCUAUACACUCCGAAAUAACUCCUGUUGACAUCAGUGGUGUUUGUUUAAAGUGAAUUUCACUUGCUGUUUUAAUUUCUAAAUAUUUCUUUCAUUUUUUUCUGCUAAGGAGGUAACUCUGUACCAUGCAUCCUGUCUUGCUGACAACUUAUUACAGAAGUGUCUUAAGUCCAUAUUGUAUGUGUAGACUGGAAUCAGAUUUUUGGUUAGGUAUUUUAAGUGUUUAUAAUCAGUUGGCAAUAAGACAACCUUCUAGAAGAUGGCUUAUUCUGUUAAACACAUACGUAGAAUGUUCACACUAUUGGCCAUUGGAUCAGCCCAUCUCAGAGCGUAGAAUAGAAUUGUAUGUCAUUUAUUUGUACAGUCCUAGAAGCCAAAUUUCCAGAUCUUGCGUUUUCUCAAAACACAACAAAAGGGCAAAGAACCCCCAUUGUGGACUAUAUUUAUUUAAAAAACUUUAAUCUUCAAAAGGCAAAUCUUGUCACCCCUGUCCUGGCACCUUGAGGGCUAAAAAGGAUUGUUCUCCUUUUUAAACUCUUCUUCACAGAGUUUAAAAUCCUUUCACCAGGGAGCCUAUCCCUUCAGCUGAGAAAGGGCUGGGUGUAGAACAUCUAGAGGUGCUUCUGCUCUCUUCACACAUUUACAAUAGUCCUGCUGUAGCUUUAUAAUCAGUUCACUGCAGAUGGAAACACUAGCACUAGACUCCCAGCCACAAAACACUUUUGUCUUUUGAAUCCUUUGACCUUUGUAAUGAUUGGAGCCUUUCUGGGCUCUCUGUACAUCAUUCCCCUCAUGUCAGCAUAAGGAGAGGUUUGGGGGUUUUCUUUGAGUUUUAAGUCCCGGAAAAAGAGCUUUCUAUAAUGAGAAAAUUACCACAAUGGGAACUCUAGGAUGGAUGGAGACAAAAGAAUGCAGCCUACAGAGCGCUACAAUGAACUCCAUGGGCACCCUCACCAUUGGUGCACAGCACUGUCCUGCAGAAAAGUAUCCUUCAAUACACAAUGGCCCAUCUUGUCCUGAGUGGCCUGGCUGCAAGCUGCCCCAGUUUGCAUGUCUCACGUAGCUUUUGGUUUUUCUAUUUUUAAUCCCCAAUUCACAGAAAAGCCUGUGGCCUUAAUGCAUAGACCAAAAGCCAUGCCUGGAAAAGACAAGGGUAGAAGCACUGACUCCCAUGGUGAGAGUCUGAUCUUAAUGCUAAGUUUUACUAUAUUCCACUUUGAUAUUAAAGAUUUAAAAACUAUCCCCUUGUCAUCUGUUGGUGGACUCUAGGAACAAAUGUUAUCUGGAUGAUUGUUGCCAGACUGCAACUUUGAGAGAGAAUUUAGAAAACACUCAAAUUCAAGAGUUUUUACCUUAAUACUAAUUACUCAAUAAACUUGAAAAAAGUCAUAUGUAUAUAGGAAAUAAUUUUGAUUCAAGUAAUUGUUUACUUCAAAUUAAAAUAAAUUGAUUCUUUUUACUACUGCCAUAAAAUGUAAUUUUCUAAUUAGAAAUUAAUGACUGAUUGAAGAACUAAUGCUUUUCCAUUUUAACAUUCAAAUAUUUUGUAGUUUAAAUUGAUUUUUUUUCAUCCCAGUUUGAAUCUGCCCUUCAUUGCCUCCAUGUUUUUGUCUCUCUGUCGGAGUGGGACUGAGGAAAAACAGGGAGACUUUUGUAACAGGCUCUAUUCCAGCCCAGCCAUAUUCCAGCCAUGGGAAGCACAGAAGGACUGCCAGACUCGUCAGAGAAAGGUCAAGGACAGAAUUCUAGAGUCCCAAAAAUAGAAACACCAAACCUCUCACUGAUGUUUACUCUUUUCCCACCCGCUAGUUUCAUUUCCCACUGGUUUGAUUUACAGAACCACCAUUCAAAUUAAUUGCCUGUGUGAGUCUCACAGGGGCUAAUUCACUGCACACUGCCACAAGAAGUAUUUGAAUUUAGGUCCUGAGCCACUUCAUAGUAAGGAGAUUAUAAUUUUCUCUAGGCAGAUGUACAAUACUACCUUUUCUCCUGUGUCUAAACAUGUCACAAGUUCCAGAUUAAGGAUAUUUCCUUCCUGUUAAAUAGUUAUCACAGCAUCUGCUAGUUUUGACUAUAUUCGAGUUUAGAAUGCAAUUGCUCGUCUCUCUUAUAGCUAUGAAGGUGCUGCCUGCUUCUAGAGAAAUAUGUUUUGUGAACUAAUUGUUGUACUCUUCAUGCAUUGCAGCAUUCUGGGAUGCUCCCACAGCAUAAUGAAUUUGGCUGCUGUGAAUUUUGAGCAGAUGUCCAUAACAGUCUGACAUAGGUGCUGAAGCAUCCAUCUUGUUUUCCUGACUUUAGGCAGUACGGCUGUUCCUCAGUGUGGGUAUGUCUACAUUGCCUCAUUGGAAGAGGAGUAACAGUAGUUCAAAUUAAGAGCUUUAAUUCGAACUACCUAGUCCGUGCCGCGUGUCACCGCGAGCAGGGAGUUCGAACUACGGGGCAUUUAAAAAUGGCGGCGCCCGGGAACAUGCAAAUAAAGCCUGGGAUAUUUAAAUCCCGGGCUUCAUUUGCAAGUUCAAAUGCCUACAUUAGCCACCCUAGUUUGAACUAGGGUGGCAAUGUAGACAUACCCUUCUUUUCAGACCUAGGAUACUGACCUGCAGCAUGGAGUUAGCUGCAAGCAAGAGCUCAGACUCUGUUUUCUCUUGGGUACACAUGACACACUAGCACACUGUCACUUUCAUUAUAUUGCUACUGUUUUAUGGACUUUUUGGAAGGUAGAGAGAUUUAUUUUUUUUUUAACAGAGUGACAUUUUGUGUUAGCAGUCUCCAGAUCUUGGGCUAUAUCUUCUCACAACACAGACUCAUAGUUCUAGCUUUCAUUCAGAUAGCUGCUGUCUUGGGUGGCAAUGUCUACAGUCAUGUGUGUUCUUAUAGGAAGAAACAGGAAUGGAAAACAAAGUGUGCGCUUGUGGCAAAAUGCCCUUGUGAAAAAGCCUGGAGACUCCCCAAAUGGCCUGUUUUUUGUAUUUUAGCACUCAUUGAAAUGAAGGGAGCAGUCAUGAUUUUCCUGACCAGUGUAGACAGAUUUUUCUCCUAAUAGUUGUGUU
Pelodiscus sinensis (Chinese soft-shelled turtle) is the source of this 6423-nucleotide messenger RNA. The record is from RefSeq and is a predicted model, not a curated record. NCBI's taxonomy places the organism in Eukaryota, Metazoa, Chordata, Testudines, Trionychidae.